CGCCCCGCUCUGGAGGUGCGCGAUCACGUGAGCGAGUCGUCCGGGGGCGGGGCUGGGACUCGCGCGCGAAGAUGGCGACCGCCGCCGGUGGGCCGUGUGUGAGGAGCAGCAGAGAACUCUGGACAAUACUCCUGGGGAGGUCAGCUCUUAGAGAACUGAAUCAGAUUGAGGCAGAACUGAAUAAAUAUUGGCAGCGGUUGUUAGAAGGGCUUUCUUACUACAAACCUCCCAGUCAGAGUUCAGCUGAAAGAGUGAAAGCUAAUAAAGAUGUAGCAUCACCGCUGAAGGAGCUGGGCUUACGAAUCAGCAAAUUCUUGGGUCUUGAUGAAGAGCAGAGUGUGCAGUUACUGCAGUGUUACCUUCAGGAGGAUUACAGGGGUACUCGGGACUCACUGAAGACAGUCCUGCAAGAUGAGAGGCAGAGCCAGGCCUUAACCCUGAAGAUUGCAGAUUAUUAUUAUGAAGAAAGAACCUGCAUUCUUCGUUGUGUCUUACAUCUUCUGACAUAUUUCCAAGAUGAACGACAUCCCUACAGGGCUGAAUAUGCAGAUUGUGUUGACAAACUGGAGAAGGAGCUAGUUUUAAAAUACAGACAGCAAUUUGAGGAGCUGUACAGAAUGGAAGCACCGACCUGGGAGACACAUGGCAACCUAAUGACUGAACGCCAGGUGUCUAGAUGGUUUCUCCAGUGCCUCCGGGAACAGUCCAUGCUGCUAGAAAUUAUUUUCCUCUAUUAUGCAUACUUCGAGAUGGCACCUAGUGACCUGCUGGUACUAACCAAGAUGUUCAAGGAACAAGGGUUUGGUAGUAGACAGACCAAUAGACACCUGGUAGAUGAAACCAUGGACCCUUUUGUAGAUCGAAUUGGGUACUUCAGUGCCCUCGUCCUGGUGGAAGGCAUGGAUAUUGAGUCCUUGCACAAGUGUGCCCUGGAUGACAGGAGAGAGCUGCACCAGUUUGCUCAAGAUGGGCUUAUUUGUCAGGAUAUGGACCGUGUGAUGUUGACCUUGGGUGACAUUCCACAUCAUGCCCCUGUGCUUUUGGCCUGGGCUCUCCUCCGUCAUACACUGAACCCAGAAGAGACUAGCAGUGUGGUCCGGAAGAUAGGCGGCACAGCCAUCCAGCUGAACGUGUUUCAGUACUUGACUCGACUGCUUCGGUCUCUUGCUAGUGGGGGAAAUGAUUGUACCACGAGCACCGCCUGCAUGUGUGUCUAUGGCCUCCUCUCCUUUGCUCUGACCUCACUGGAGCUACACACACUGGGCAAUCAGCAGGAUGUAAUUGACACAGCAUGUGAAGUCCUGGCAGACCCUUCUCUUCCAGAGCUGUUCUGGGGGACAGAACCAACUUCUGGUCUUGGGAUCAUUCUGGACAGUGUGUGUGGGAUGUUUCCUCAUCUCCUUUCUCCACUUUUGCAAUUGCUCCGAGCCCUUGUGUCAGGGAAGUCCACUGCCAAAAAGGUGUAUAGUUUCCUGGAUAAAAUGUCAUUUUACAAUGAACUUCAUAAGCACAAGCCUCAUGAUGUGCUCUCUCAUGAAGAUGGAACUCUUUGGCGAAGACAAACCCCCAAACUCCUUUACCCUCUAGGGGGUCAGACCAACCUUCGAAUUCCUCAGGGCACUGUGGGCCAAGUCAUGCUGGAUGAUAGGGCUUAUCUUGUACGCUGGGAGUACUCCUACAGCAGCUGGACUCUCUUCACCUGUGAGAUUGAAAUGCUACUUCACGUUGUCUCCACAGCAGAUGUCAUCCAGCAUUGCCAGCGGGUCAAACCCAUCAUUGAUUUGGUACACAAGGUCAUUAGCACAGACUUGUCCAUAGCAGAUUGUCUGUUGCCUAUCACAUCCCGCAUCUACAUGCUUCUGCAACGGUUGACAACAGUCAUCUCUCCUCCUGUAAAUGUCAUUGCUUCUUGUGUCAAUUGCUUAACUGUCUUGGCUGCUCGGAAUCCAGCAAAGGUCUGGACUGAUCUUCGUCACACAGGUUUUUUGCCAUUUGUGGCCCACCCUGUCUCCAACAUGACUCAGAUGAUUAGUGCGGAGGGAAUGAAUGCUGGAGGGUAUGGCAGCCUUCUGAUGAAUAGUGAGCAGCCCCAGGGCGAGUAUGGGGUCACAGUUGCCUUUCUGCGCUUGGUCACUACUCUUGUCAAGGGACAGCUUGGUAGUACCCAGAGCCAAGGCCUGGUGCCUUGUGUGAUGUUCGUGUUGAAGGAGAUGCUUCCCAGCUACCACAAAUGGCGCUACAACUCUCAUGGUGUACGGGAACUGAUUGGUUGCCUAAUUCUGGAGCUCAUUCAUGCAAUACUGAACCUGUGCCAAGAGACAGACCUGCAGAGCAGCCACACGCCCAGCCUGCCUUCCCUCUGCAUCUGCAGCCUUGCUUAUACAGAAGCUGGACAGACAGUCAUCAGUAUCAUGGGAAUUGGUGUGGACACCAUAGAUAUGGUGAUGGCUGCUCAGCCUCGAAGUGAUGGGCCAGAAGGUCAGGGCCAGGGCCAACUGCUGAUCAAGACAGUAAAGCUGGCAUUCUCUGUCACCAACAAUGUUAUUCGGCUGAAACCUCCUUCUAAUGUGGUGUCCCCCUUGGAACAGGCUCUUACACAGCAUGGUGCUCAUGGGAACAACCUCAUUGCUGUCCUAGCCAAGUACAUCUACCACAGACAUGACCCAGCUUUGCCGCGUCUGGCCAUCCAGCUUCUGAAACGUUUGGCCACGGUGGCACCAAUGUCAGUGUAUGCUUGCCUGGGCAGUGAUGCCGCUGCUAUUCGUGAUGCCUUCCUGACCCGCCUCCAGAGCAAGAUUGAGGACAUGCGCAUCAAAGUCAUGAUUCUGGAAUUCCUUACAGUUGCUGUAGAGACACAGCCAGGUCUCAUAGAGCUGUUUUUGAAUCUGGAGGUGAAGGAUGGCAGCAACGGCUCUAAGGAAUUCAGCCUUGGUGUGUGGAGCUGCCUCCAUGUGGUGCUGGAGCUGAUUGAUUCCCAGCAGCAAGAUCGAUACUGGUGCCCACCCCUGUUGCAUCGUGCAGCCAUUGCCUUCCUUCAUGCCCUGUGGCAAGACCGUAGAGAUAGUGCUAUGCUUGUCCUCAGAACCAAACCCAAAUUUUGGGAGAAUUUAACCAGUCCACUGUUUGGAAGUCUUUCUCCUCCCUCAGAGACAUCUGAGCCCAGCAUCCUGGAAACCUGUGCCCUAAUCAUGAAGAUAAUAUGUUUGGAGAUAUACUAUGUAGUUAAGGGUUCAUUAGACCAGUCAUUAAAAGAUAUACUCAAGAAGUUUUCUAGCGAGAAACGCUUUGCCUACUGGUCAGGGUACGUCAAGUCUUUGGCAGUUUACAUGGCUGAAACAGAGGGCAGCAGCUGCACGUCCUUGCUGGAGUAUCAAAUGCUGGUCUCGGCCUGGAGGAUGCUGCUCAUCAUUGCCACCAGCCACGCAGACAUCAUGCACUUGACUGACAUGGCAGUGCGUCGCCAGCUCUUUCUUGAUGUGCUUGAUGGGACCAAAGCAUUACUCCUUGUUGCAACAUCAGUGAACUGCCUCCGACUGGGCUCCAUGAUGUGCACUCUGCUGCUCAUCCUCCUGCGGCAAUGGAAGAGAGAGUUGGGUGCUGUGGAUAAAAUCCUUGGGUCCUUGACAGAGGUCCUGGAAGGGGUGCUCCAGGCAGACCAGCAGCUCAUGGAAAAGACCAAGGCCAAGGUGUUCUCUGCAUUCAUUACAGUAUUACAGAUGAAGGAAAUGCGAGUAAGUGAUAUCCCCCAGUACUCCCAGCUGGUGCUCAAUGUCUGCGAGACCCUCCAAGAAGAGGUGAUUACACUCUUUGAUCAGACCCGCCACAGCCUGGCAUCAGGCGGUGUUGCAGAGGACAAGGACAGCAUGGAAACGGAUGACUGCCCUCGGCCCCGGCACAAGGACCAGCGUGAUGGGCAGGUAUGUGUCCUGGGACUGCACCUGGCUAAGGAGCUUUGCGAGGUAGAUGAGGAUGGGGACUCAUGGCUGCAAGUGACCCGAAGGCUCCCCAUUCUGCCCACCCUCCUCACCACCAUGGAGGUGAGCCUCCGCAUGAAGCAGAACCUGCAUUUUACUGAGGCUGCGUUGCACCUGCUUCUCACCCUGGCUCGCACCCAGCAGGGAGCCACAGCAGUGGCUGGAGCUGGCAUCACCCAGAGCAUCUGUUUGCCCCUCUUGAGUGUAUACCAGCUCAGCAGCAAUGGCACAGGACAGCAACUGAGCCACAAAGAGGCUCUGCUGCUCAGAGUGGGUUCCUGUGCCAUCCAUCCUGAGCCUGUCUGCCAUUUGUCACAGACACCCAGUACCUCUCGAAAAUCCCUGGAUGCCCCGUCCUGGCCAGGGGUCUACCGCCUGUCCAUGUCCUUGAUGGAGCGGUUGCUUAAGACUCUACGCUACAAUUUCCUGACUGAGGCCCUAGACUUUGUGGGCGUCCAUCAGGAGCGGACCUUGCAGUGCCUGAAUGCAGUGAGGACAGUACAGAGUCUAGCCUGCCUGGAGGAGGCAGACCACACUGUGGGCUUCAUCCUACAACUCUCCCACUUCAGGAAAGAGUGGCACUUCCAUCUGCCUCAACUCAUGCGUGAUGUUCAGGUGAACCUAGGUUACUUGUGCCAGGCCUGUACCUCCCUCCUACACAGUCGAAAGAUGCUGCAGCACUACCUACAGAACAAAAAUGGGGAUGGCCUUCCUUCCGCUGUCACUCCUCGAGUUCAGCGGCCAUCCACCACUACCACCACAGUUCUUGCUACCCCAUCUGGCUGCUCCUCCAAGCAGCCUCCCGCUGACACUGAGGCCUCAGAACAGCGAGCCUUACACACAGUCCAGUAUGGCCUUCUAAAGAUUCUCAGCAGGACCCUGGCAGCCCUGCGCCACUUCACUCCAGAUGUCUGCCAGAUCCUGCUGGACCAGUCCCUGGAUCUUGCCGAAUACAACUUCCUAUUUGCCCUAAGUUUUACCACUCCCACUUUUGAUUCUGAAGUGGCCCCAUCCUUUGGAACCCUCUUGGCCACAGUGAACGUGGCCCUCAAUAUGCUUGGAGAGCUGGACAAGAAAAAGGAAACCCUCACCCAGGCGGUGGGACUCAGCACACAAGCAGAAGGGACCCGAACAUUAAAGUCCCUCCUGAUGUUCACCAUGGAGAACUGCUUCUACCUGCUCAUCUCCCAAGCAGUACGCUACCUCAGGGACCCAGGUGUGCAUCCCCGGGACAAGCAGCGGAUGAAGCAGGAGCUGAGCUCAGAGCUGAGCACGUUGCUUUCCAGCCUCUCGAGAUACUUCAGAAGGGGAGCCCCCAGCUCCCCUGCUGCUGGAGUCCUGCCCUCACCGCAGGGCAAGGCCACCUCUCUCUCCAAAGCCAGCCCAGAGUCUCAGGAGCCUCUGAUUCAACUUGUGCAAGCCUUUGUCCGGCACGUGCAGAGAUAGUGCAAUGGAGUGCUAUCUACUUGAUGCUCCCUACCAACCUGCAUUGCAGCCUGGGCAGAGGGCUGCCACCACAGAGCCAGCCACUGAGCAAACAGCUCCCUUCGUCCUCUUCCUGCCCACCCGCUGACAUUAUUUUUUUAAUAGCUCAAGAGGUCAACAGCAUGGGCAGGGAGCCAAAGGUCUGGGUGCUCACAUUCUGCACAAUACCCCAAGGUGGCCCCUUUCCUUCAGCAUUCCCACCGUGUCACCAGCCAGGGAGGGCCUGGGUGCUGGCAGCACAGGAGAGACCUGUGUGCAGUGAGGAUUUUCCAUAAUCUAUUCUUGCAGUUUUUUUUUGUUUUUUUUUUGGUAAUACUGUGGUCUAUUUAUACAAAUAUUAAAGUGCUGUUUAUAGA
Meriones unguiculatus (Mongolian gerbil) is the source of this 5815-nucleotide messenger RNA. It is a transcript of the gene Nup188, whose product is annotated as nucleoporin 188. Gene Ontology annotation, molecular function: structural constituent of nuclear pore. Lineage: Eukaryota; Metazoa; Chordata; Mammalia; Rodentia; Muridae. The transcript is spliced from 44 exons. The record is from RefSeq and is a predicted model, not a curated record. Gene Ontology annotation, cellular component: nuclear pore inner ring. The coding region runs from base 72 to 5420 and encodes 1782 amino acids. Gene Ontology annotation, biological process: protein import into nucleus; RNA export from nucleus.